Molecule: messenger RNA, 219 nt
Organism: Acanthoscelides obtectus
Lineage: Eukaryota; Metazoa; Arthropoda; Insecta; Coleoptera; Chrysomelidae
Source: the annotation of a GenBank genome assembly
AUGCCCGUAAAGGAUUUAGAAAAAAAUACCAACGAAGCAAAUGGCAAUAUCAACGAAAAUCAACCAGUCAAAGAAAUUACUCAAACAGACAAAUUAAAUAAACGACUUUUACAGUCAUUUCUGAUCAAGAUAAAUCAAGGGGAUCAUAAGUAUUUUAAUAACGCCCAAAGUCAGCAGCCUGAUUCAUGUGGACACCCACAAGAACCCGAUUUUUCAUAA